AUUUCGCUCUCUCUCGUCAUGCCGAAGACACUGAAAACGAUUGUGAUCUUUGCGAUGGUCCCGACGUUAGCGAUGUUCGUCUGCUCGACGUUUUCCGUCGCUACCGCGGUGCCGCAGCAGGGAACGUCAUCCGACGACGAAGCCGAUAAAAUACAACAUUUAGCAACAAUAGAGCCCCGAGACUUUGUCAGCCUUCCAUAACAAGUCAAUCAAGUUCAGGGUAUGGCCUCGGUGAAGUUCGACAAAUGUCCCCGAACAAAUUACAUGACGUAUACAACCCGAGAGUGUCAUAAAUUAUAAUUAGUCUAUGCUGUGCGUAAAACGAACGGGAUUACAGACCAAAGUACAUACUUUUAUUAUCUAUAUAUCUCGGUUUGAAGAUUUCAAACCUUGAACUGCUGUAUACAUAUAUACGUUUAUAGGUAAUAUAACUUAAGUAGUCAAGUGUACACGCGGUGCAUGUACAAUGUACAUAUUAUAUAUAGGUGACAUCCCGAUUUUUUCGGUUGUCCACAUGAAUACGAAUUAUUAUGUUAAAUAUUGGUGUAUACAUAGUCAUUGAAGUUCACUAACCCGUGUGUUGCUUGUUGAUAACUUUUUGUGUGUAUAUUAUGCAAUAAUAAUCAAAGUCGUAGCUGGUAUUAUAACGUUAAUCCGGUACGAUUAUGUUUCAAAAAAACGCGCAGCAUAAUAUUAUAAUCAUAUAAUAGGUAUAUCUACAAUGUAUAUAAUCUGUAAAUAUUAGAUUAUUUCUACGUAGUAUUUAUAGGUGAUAACCCAAUCAUUCGUAGGCUUAUAUAGUCUUUCAACAUUUUUUUCGGGAAAUAUUUUUUCUUCACAAAAUACAUAAUUUCCAGCGAUAUUCAAAUUAAAAAAAAAUAUCAAAACUAAGUACCAUUAUAGGUAUCUAUAUAGGUGUAUAUAUACUUGAGCACCGCGGAAGUAUUGCGAAAGCAGUUCCCAAGACGACGUCGGUUCAUAACUGAAAAAAAAUAUAAAAGAAAGCUGUGGUGGACGAACAGUCGAAUUUUGUGCGUUUUGUGUACUCGGAAAUGUCGCCUGUGUACCGUUGUAACAACAGCUUGGAAUGCCCGGCUGACUUCGGUUUCACCAGGUGCGAAAAUCACCUGUGUAUGUGUGACGAAAAUUUCUAUCAGGUAUUGAACAAGACUUCUGAGACUACCUACUGCCGUCUAUGUUCACUGUUUCAAGAAAGCUGCGCUGUCACACAAUGCUGUGAAAAUCCGCAUGCCACGUUUUGCUUCAACGGCUUGUGCGUGUGCAGGCCUGGAAUGGACGAAGAAUGUCUUUUGUUGAUUUACAGAGGCAGAUAUACCCCGACGCUUGGCAUUCAGUUGGCCAACACUCUUUCAGUGUCGUUCGCAUUCGUCUUCCUUGCCAUCACAUUCAUAGCGGUCGUCAGGAAAACGUUGUUCAGGUGCAGCUUUUGCAGAUGCGAUUCGAUGAGUAGAGUGGGCAGUGACAGUUCGCUGAACGAGUUCGUUAAGCAAAAAAUGCAAAACAGGCCGCCGUGUUACGACGACAUCGAAAAAGACCGUAAAGUUCCUAUUGCUGACUGCAGUACAAGUGUAUGCACUAAUCACCAUCAGCCACCUCCCGAGUACGGCGCUAUUCAUUUCGGACGGACGGGCACUGUCCUGCACGGCUCCUUGAACCCGUCCCUGUCGAUCAGCGACGAAGUGGAAAUGAACACGGCCCCGCCAAACUAUUCGACGUUCACGACCGUCACCGAAAUCACACAGGCGACGACCGCUGAAACGCCAACGUUUAGGAUCAACGACGAAAUCAUUCUCACGCAACCGAUCUACACGAAUCGCGAAUUCUUGCGACUCGCAUAGACAUAUCCUCUGCCGUGACAAUAUCCGCGAGACCCCACUUAGGUUAUAGUAUAUUAUACGUUAGAUAUUAUAUUAUUGCGUUGUACGACUUAUACACACGACCAGUCUCACGAUCUCUAUGUAUUUACUACAGAUCACGGCGUAUUAUGUUUACGGACUUGGGUGAAAUAUACGAUAAUAUAUUCCGUCCUAUAUAUAAUAAUAUGUACCCGGAUAUGUACCUAUACAUGUGUGAUAAUAUUUUGCGACGUCGUGUGUGACUGUUUUCGCGUUUUUCGUAUAAUGAUUAUUUUUUGUCCCCCCCCCCUUCUCGUGCUGUACGUUACCUACCAAUCUAUGUACAUAAUAUAUAUAUAUAAAUAAUAUAAAUAACGGGCGAAUAUGACGAUCGACGACUGAAGACUACUGAUUCUACAUCGACCGCUUAGUAUCUAUAUGUGAUUUACUCGAACCCACGUGUCCAUAAUAUUAUGUUAGUCGUGCGUAUUUUGAACGACGUUCGACAUAAUUAUUGUUAUACCUAUUGUUUUUUUUUUUUGUUUUGUUUUUUAUUUUCUUUCGUUGUUCAGUAUUUGUACCUAUUUGUAUUUUGUUAUUUUUGCACGACUUAAUUAUAUUAUAUAUUGUAUACGCGCUCCGUAUACAUCUUAUUUUUGUACAUAUACAUGUUCAUUAUCAUCAGUGAUAUGUUUAUUAAUGUGAUAGUAUAAUAGUAAUAAGUAGUUAUUAUUAUACCUAAACAGACAAACACGUGAGUAAUUAAUACCUGUACGGCUAUACCUACGUAAACUGUGGCCUAUAUUAUAUUUUUACCUACGCACUCUACGUACGACUGAUGUGAUGUUAUAUUAUAAGUGAUGAACGUUAAACCCGCGUUGUUAACGUCAUCCGUUAAAAAUAUCUUUACGCAUGUGUUAUGAUCGUGUACAUACGUAUAUGAAUAUUUUUUUAAUGAUAAAUAACGAUAAUAAAAUAUAUACGUUUACUAUAAGAUAAUUACUUUUUCUGGAGAUAUCGUAUGUACUGUAUCUUUACUUUUGUCUGUUAUACGAUGUGUAUUAUAUUUUUAUAUUAUACGCAUAAA
Messenger RNA from Aphis gossypii (cotton aphid), 2943 nucleotides. RefSeq lists its product as uncharacterized. The coding region runs from base 1053 to 1859 and encodes 268 amino acids. The record is from RefSeq and is a predicted model, not a curated record. The transcript has 7 exons. NCBI's taxonomy places the organism in Eukaryota, Metazoa, Arthropoda, Insecta, Hemiptera, Aphididae.